AUGGAGUUAUUCAACUCAGCUCUUGGAAAAAACAUCACCUUUGUCCAUCCAGCUUAUUUCAUAGUAAGCGGUUUGUCUGGUAUUCCGAACAUCAAAUAUUACUAUGUCUUUCUCCUUUUUGUUUAUUUUUUUUCAGUGCUGGGAAACACAAUCGUGAUGGCUUUAAUAUGCCUGGAUCGUAAUCUGAGAACUCCAAAAUAUAUUGCAGUUUUUAACUUAGCAUUUACUGACCUGUUUGCUAGCUCUGCUUUGGUGCCCAAAGUUCUUGACAUCUUUCUGUUUAACCAUCCCUACAUCCCCUACAGCGACUGCUUGACGUUCCUGUUUUUCUGCUACACCUGCCUUUCAAUGCAGUCAUUUAAUCUGGUUGCACUUGCCUAUGACAGACUGGUUGCCAUUGUCUUCCCACUGCACUAUCAAGUGAAAGUGACCCACAGGUCCAUGUCGUCUCUGAUCGGCUCUUUCUGGCUCUUUGAUAUAAUUGCUAACUUCAUUGCUGUUGGACUCAUUACAAGACUUUCCAUCUGUGAAUCUGUGGUUAUUAACAGUUAUUUCUGUGACCAUGGUCAGAUAUACCGGCUUUCCUGCAAUGACCAUUUUCCCAAUUAUGUCCUUAGUUGUUUGUAUCCAGUUCUUAUUUAUUGGCUUCCAAUUGUUUUUAUCUUAUUAAGUUACUUCUGUAUCAUUGUUACUUUAGCUAAAGUGGCUACAGUUCAUCAAGGACUUAAGGCCUUUAAAACCUGCAUAGGUCAUCUUUUAUUGGUGGCAAUCUAUUUCAUCCCAGUGUUAAUCACAUUCACCUCGAUGGAAAAAAUUGAUCCAAAUACCAGGAUCAUAAACUUGUCUAUGACCUCUGUCUUCCCUCCCAUGUUGAACCCAAUCAUUUAUGUUCUGCAGACGCAAGAAAUCAAAGAAUCUGUGAAAAGGUUAUUAAAAAUCAGAUGGAAAUCCAAAAUAACAAUGAAAGCAUGA
This is a messenger RNA of Monopterus albus (swamp eel), 972 nucleotides long. Its product is annotated as olfactory receptor 1-like. The record is from RefSeq and is a predicted model, not a curated record. Gene Ontology annotation, biological process: detection of chemical stimulus involved in sensory perception of smell; G protein-coupled receptor signaling pathway. The transcript has a single exon. Gene Ontology annotation, cellular component: membrane. Lineage: Eukaryota; Metazoa; Chordata; Actinopteri; Synbranchiformes; Synbranchidae. Bases 1 to 972 code for a protein of 323 amino acids. Gene Ontology annotation, molecular function: olfactory receptor activity; G protein-coupled receptor activity; odorant binding.